Messenger RNA from Trichophyton benhamiae CBS 112371, 576 nucleotides. RefSeq lists its product as uncharacterized. The record is from RefSeq and is a predicted model, not a curated record. The coding region runs from base 1 to 576 and encodes 191 amino acids. The transcript is spliced from 2 exons. Lineage: Eukaryota; Fungi; Ascomycota; Eurotiomycetes; Onygenales; Arthrodermataceae.
AUGAAAAAGAAAAGAAAGGAGAUAAUAUGCAGAUGGGAUGCAGAUGCAUACUUCACCGCCUCAUCUGGUCUUCUUCUUCAUGCAGAGAACGACCUUGAUAGGGAGAGGCAGAGAGGGUGGUUGGGAGUUCGACUUCAGGCCGUCCAUCUCCUACCUCUCCCUCUUUUCUUUGCUUCUUCGUCGCUUCUUCGACUGUGCAAGGGAAAGACAGGUUUAUCGGUCUGCUCUUCUCAAUCAUCUGGCUACUACUCUUUUGCCGUGCGACUUCAACAUCCUCUGGCGCUUUCCACAGUUUACGAGAGCAACAAAUACUAUGGAGUACUUCAUCCAUGCACUCGUCGUGCCGCCGGAACUGGGCCUGCUCUUCUCCGACUCGUCCAGGAAAGGUACCCGAGUUACAUACUUCCAUCAACGUCUCGAACAGACCCUGCCAACAAUUUCAAUCCCGUCUCUUCCACUGCAGCCCGAUUGGAGAGAGAGAGAGAGAGGAUUGAGGGGAAAAAAACUCUUGUUCGUCCCUUUUUAUGCCCCGUCAUGGCCUUGCGUUAUGGUCCGUUUCAUCUCGGUGCAUAUUAA